CAAUGGCAUGUCUGCAAUGGAAAAUGUUCUGAGUUCAACAAACUCUCCUCACUAUCUUUUCUUGUUGGUAUACUUUCCACGCCUAAAGCAAUCAGAGCCAAACUUCUUGAAAUAAUGUUUUGUUUUUCGUCCGUAUGUAAGCUCUCUCCUUCAUGUCUUGACAGGAUAUAGGUCUCUCUUCUUACUGCCCAGUCUUUAUUUUUGACAGUAUGUAGGAAUUGCUGAGUUAUUUUUUUCUGACAACAUAUUUUCCUUCAAUCGCUAAUAAUUUUCGGAUUAUGCACCUCCUGUUUGCCUGGUAGAAUUUUCCACAAGCAAGAUUUUUCAAUGUGCUACACUUGGGAAAUACGUCCUGAAGGAAAUUUUAGGAACACAAUAUCAACAUGUGUCCUCUCUUAAAUAGUUCCAGGAUUGAUGUCUGUUACCCAUUCAGCAAUCUUUGUAGCUGAUUCUGGCUUUCUACUUCCGCAAUUCAUUUCUUAUCUAAUUGUCUUUCUUCAUUCCUCUUGACUAGAUAUACGUUUGUGUGAAGGAGGAUGCCUCCAGUGAAGCAGGUGAACUCACUUUAUUCCUGCUGUCUAAGGUCUGUAAUUCAACAGUUAAAUCUGAUCUACGAGAAAAAAAGCAACAGGAAGCAGUUUCAUAAAAAGUUUUUCAAACUGACCCGAUCCAUACUCCUAAAUGAUUUGCAUGGCGGAAUUCGUCAAGAUCUACUCAAGCUUGCUGUAGACUUGUACAGAAAUGAUAUUUGGAGAAUACUAAGUUUUAUCAAACUUUUGGGGGACAUGUCUAUUCGUAAACUCGUACCAUGCCACAAGGAUGAUCAACUAUUGCUGUAUCAAUGGACCAAGUUGGUUUCUUGCCUGAAAUCUUCAGACAUUACCGGCCUCGAAGAAUUAGUUUUAAAGGUGAAGAAUAAUGGAGAGUUAUUCCAGCGCCCAAAAUUUGAGCAUAGCUUUCCGUUACUGUACAAAACCCUCCAAGCUGGUUUAUCCAAGUCCUUGCAUACGUUGGUCUUGCGUUCAACCUGCAACAAUCAAGUGCUUUCAAUCCUAGGGAAAGAAUCAAUUCAACUGACACAUCUAGACAUAUCUAAUUCAUGGCUUGUUGACGACCUUGGAAUCAGAAACUUACUUUUGAGAGUGCCAAACAACAUCGAUUUACCACACGAUAUCGAAGUGAGUGAAAAUGUUCCAUUUGAAGAGCUGAAUAAAAUCAGGGAAACUGAUUUGAAUAAAUGCUGUUCUACCUUGACGGAAGUCAAAAUUCAAGACACAAAUACUUCCAGUGUCAGCGUGAUCAUGCUUCUUUACUUCAUUAAAACGUUAAAAUCUGUUGGUGGCUUCAUCUAUUACAGGAACGUCGGUGACGCUAUACUUACCAUAAAAUGCGAAAAGAAGAGCUUGAAAUUGAACUUGACGGAACUGUUUGAUACUCAACUACCGCAUGAUAAGCUUUUGUCACUGUCAGAGACGCUGCCUAGUUUAACAACCCUGUACACUCGGGCUUCAUUUUUGCCUACAGAGCUUCGUCCUUUUCCUCUGUUAGCAGCUUUAAUUGUAGACUUUGAUUUUGAUCUACACAAACAAGUUUUCUUUCCAUUCCUGAAAAAUAAUGGAAGACACCUACGGAAACUAACUCUUAUUGACCAGCCUUUUGAUGUUGAUCUCAUAUUAAUAGCAACUUAUUGCCCUGAGCUGAGAGAGCUGGUGGCGAAAGUAGCAGUUAGCGAGGAGCACUCGCCAGUUACGAUGUUGGAACUGCAAAACGUUAAUCUUCGAAUAAACUCAUCCUCAACGCUUCGUUGGCUCUUGAAACAGGCUCCAAAUCUGACUCGUUGUAAAGUCCACAUUGUAGAUGACGAUCUUUCCUUUAAACGCACUGGAAUCGAUAAUGAAUUCUUUUGGUCAAUCGUCAAGUAUAGCCCUCCGGCUUUCAAAGCCUUACAAGAGCUUCACAUAGUAAUUUGGGAUCCAGGAUUCCUUCUGAUGACUUACGAAACAGCGAAGGGUUUGAUAGAAGCCUGCCCAAAACUGAAGCGUUUGGGUGAUUUGGACACAUGGAAAAUGAACAGUUGUGAUCUGUGCAAAUUGGUCAAGAAAAUCCAAUCAAGCAAUUGGGACCUCCAGUUAAUGUACUCGCAAGACCCUCCUAUGACGUGAGCCGAACAUAUCAAAUUGUCUGCAAACGGACAGAGUUAGUAAGUACUUUAGUUCUUUAUAAUUUCUCCGUACAUAUUUGUAGUCGUGUACAGCUGUAAAAUUUAUCGCUCUCUUGUUAAGUUAUGUUACGAAUAAUAACUUGGCCAAUUUAAUGAUGACGAUAGAAUAAAUGUUUGAAAAAGUCUUCUCUCUCCAAGAGAUCUUAGAGAAAUCUAUAAAGGAGUCAACGAUUUCAUAGUGUAAAAGCUUAGAGCAGGAAAUCAGAUAUGUUAGAGGUAUAGAAUAGACAUUCUUUAUUUCUCACUGUUGGUUGAAAGCCCAAUAAUAGGUAAACGAUUAAGAAAAAAUAAAAAUAAAUCAAGGUCUGUACCUGGAUGAUACAGACAUCAAAUAAAAUUUGCUGGAUGCGAUUGUUUCCAUUUCAAUAUCUACCUUUAUUUUUAAUAUUUCUAAUUUUUAAAAUUUAAAAAAAAAGCUCUGAACUUUUGGAGAGAUGUUAUGCUUUUUCAAGUUUUUAUGCUUCAUUAGACCAGCACUUCAGCCACCAAUGAAUCAUACUGAGUAACAAGAGAUAUUUUGUUUUUCAUUUUGUAAAAGAUAUUGUUAUUCAUUUGCAUGACUUUGAAUUUGCGACAUAAUCAUGUUUUAUCUGUGUAUUCCUUUGAAUGUAAGUAUCUCAACCCUCGGAUUUCGUUACUUUUUUGGUCUUGGUAUUUUAUCAAAACGGCUGAAAAUAUCUUGAAUUGUGCAAUAUUCACUCAUAUGAAGUAUGAAAGAGAGAGUACACAGAAAUCAUUUUUUUUGGUCCCCGAAAGUUUGAGUAGAAAUGAAUUUUCUACAGUCUGCUUCUUGCAUUGAUGAACUUAUUUUUGUUCUUUUAUAACUCUGUAAGUGCUUUUUAUUUUUAGAAAAUGAGGAUUGGUUCUUUUGUUCUAUUUUUGUAACAAUUAUCAGCUCUUUUAAAUAAACAAUUACUCUAUCUAGAGCAAUUCACCGCUUCCCAAACAAAGGAACAUAAAUUCAUUCCAAGGUUGCACAAUCGACUGAAACAAUUCAAUUUUUUACAACAGUAUGGCAAUGCAGUUUUGGCUAUAAUUUUGCCAACUUUUGCACAAUAUCAGAAAAAGAAUCACUGAAAUUUUUGGACUGGAACCAUUGGAAUCACUUUCACUGGAAUGCACAACAGUUUCCCAGUGAAAAUACAAUUCGUCGAGGGGUAUUUUGCGGCCUUGAAAUGUAGUUACAUUCCAUUGAAGAAUAAUGAUGAAUUACUUUUUAAAAUAUUUGGGCCCCAAUUUUUUGAAUAAUGCGUUCCUUUAUUCAAAUGAUGCUAGCAAAGAAUAAUUUACAUCCAAACCAAGCCAUCCUUCCAUGACAAUGGUGACAUUCAACUUUUAGCUGCUUGUUCAAAGUUCUCGUAAACUGUUUAUUCAGGGAAGUAUGUAUCUCUAAUGCGCUGCUUCAAAACCUCUCAUCUUAUUUUCCCUUAAAAAGAAAAGAAACUACUCAGCAGCAUUAGUUCUAAUUUUUGCUGAAUUUUUUCCCGCAAACAGAAAAAUUGUAGAAGUUUUAAGAAAUGCUGUUGAUCAGCCAACACUACACAAAAUUUGCAACUGAGGGAAUUAUGAUAGACAUUCUUUAAUUUCUUUCCCAUUAUGUUAAAUAAACGUUGCAUUAGAGUUUGGUACUUUGUAUCUUUGCAUGGGUUGUAGGGGCUUUUAAGAGAAGAUGGAUCAUACCCUUUAAGCCGUUUUUGCAGUUUCAGAUUAGGAAGAAAGGCAAAGGGCCUUGUUCACCCGAGCGCAGUUUGAGCAAAUUAGUUCCACAAACUGGGGUUUCGCGGAACAAGUUACAGCUAAGAUAUCUUAAGUUCCUGGAACCAGUUCGUACAAAGUUCUGCAAAAUGUGCUCGUGUAGACGUGGUCAAAUAUUUUUACUUUUACAAGAGCAGAAGUUUUUUGUCUCUGUUUUGUACCUCCGCUUUCCUUUUUUUUAUCCUCAAUUGCACUUUUACAUCUGUGUUCUUACAUAUUUCUCUCUAUGUGUACUUUUGCAAUAUACUUCAAUUGUUUCGUCGUAAGUUAGAGUUAAAGGAGCAGUUUCUGUGAUUUAGUAUUAUUCUAGUUUUAUGUAUAUUAGAGAAUUGAAGUCUGAAAAAAUAUUCUAAGUCUUGAACCUUUUGUCGGAUGCACUCCAUUGUUUUUCAACGUUUUUGAAUGGAAGACCUUCGAAUGUUAUUUUAUUUUUGUAUUAAAAUAACUGGUUUUAUUCUUUUACUGUAUAUCAAGCGCCGCAUUUUUUUAUGCAUUCAUUUACUCUACUUUAAAUCAAGUGUUGCGUGCAAAUUGAAUCAGAUGCUAAAAGUAAUAAUUUGAAUUUUCUUACCGUAAAUAAUAAUGAUAAUUCUUCCAUCUUUGUAUUCGCUUUUGCCACUGGACAGUCGCCUAGCACUUCUAGUUGAAAGUAUCCUUUUCAAAACUUGUGCAUUCUGCUCUAAAUUUAUUUAAGCUUUGAAAGCUUUCACAUUUUUAUUAACAAUAAUGUAUGGAGACUUCGGCUUUUUCAUUGCUUUUGCAAUGUGUUAAAAUAGUAUUUCAAGAUUUUCAAUAUUUUUUUUCCGUUAUUUUCGAUCUCUAUAUCCCUAUCAACUGUGAUCCACUUAGGUACUCAAGAGUAUAUAUUUAUAUAUAGUAAAAUAAGAUAUAGUUAUUCUUUAUAACCAUUUACGGAAAAUGUAUUUUUAUUUUAUGGUGUUAGUUCGUUGACACGUCUUUGAUAGAACAAAGAGAUUCCCAAUUCUCCUCGACUUUUAAAAUAUUUGGCAUCAAUCAGACAGCGGGUGAGGUAACUUUAUCGGCAAAAGUUAAGAAUAUUCUCUGAUCCUCAGUGUGGUAAUAGAUUGCUCUCAGCAAUAUCUCCGUUUGUGAAAUUACCUGUGAUGAACUCGAUUUUUUGAAGUUCCAUGCUAUUAGAUUUUUUUCAAAGUCGAGAAUACACCAGUUUGUGUCAACAGAAGCGAAUUUUAAUUUCAUCUUAAUUGGUCUCUUAUUUCUCUCUUUUUCUUGCAAUUAGCAAAUAGAGGUUUUCUAAUUUUUUUCUUGUAUUUUAGUACAUGUAUUUCCUGUGUAUGCUGAAUAAACAGGAAUUUUCCUUUAUUGACCAGCCUUUGAAUAGUUGCUAAAACCUUUUGGGGACAAAUUCUCUUUUGUGCCGCAUAUUGUUUCGUAGUGAAAUUACCUCACUCCAUCUUUUGAUAUACACUUCAUUUUUCCAAUUUUUUAACUUUUUAAGUUUGUUGACAAUCGGGCCAGAGGACAAAAUACUUGUUUGCAGUCCUCUGCUUAAAAAGUUUGAGCUAAGAUGUAGUGAAAAACGGGCUUCAACAAAAAUCAUAAAAGAAGUGGUUAAAUAAGAUAAAAUUUUAAAAUUAUUUUUUCCUUGUUGAAAUCCAGCUUCAAAAGUUAUCUCACCAUAAAAUAGACAUUUUCAUUCACCAUUCGAUUUAUUAAGCCCCUGUGCGGAGGCAGAAAGUAAUAUUUUUCUUUUCUGUCCCAAAAUCCUCUCAAUUUUUCUAGUGAAAUUAUUUUAAGAAGAUAAAGAACUUUGAUUUUUACUCCUUCGAAUAAAAGCAGCUAUUCAGUGGUUGAUCUUCGGAGGUACAUACCUCCGCUGAAAGGUAAAUGACGUUUAUUCAUAAUGCCUUGCUUUUAAGACUGAUAGUUUUAAGUUUUUUUUUCCUAAUGUACGGGGUUCAAGCUCUUCUAAAUAAACAUCGCAGCUUCUGUGGUGAAACACUUCUCACCUUAUCUCCAGUACACAGUGUAAACUUACAAUUUUGAUCCUUGAGAGUUUUUUAUGACUUCAGAAGAGAAGAUUCCAUGCAUUUUUGGUGAAUCGUCUAUUGAAGCAAUUUUAGAUGCCUAUUAAGACAAAAAUGGCACUCAACUCUCCUCCAACCGUUAUCUUUGGUUAAAAGCAUUUAUGCUGAGAAUCGGAAAUUUUUUGUUGUUUUACUUAGAUCUCCAAAUUUUUUAAAUCGUCGCAGUAUUCAACUGCGGGUUGUGACAUAUUUUGCUUCAUGUAUCGUAAGCGUUGUGACUGCAGAUAUUCAUUUUCUCUGAGUCAUUUCUUUUGAUUUUCUUGGUUGAUUUCUAUGAUUUCACAUACUAUCUUCAAGGAGACGAGUUUACUUUUUUCGAAAUUUCAACUCAUGACUCAGAUCUUACACCAUCGCCAAUUAAUGCUACCCUCUAAAAGGUAGUAACACCCAUAGGAAGUUGGGUCUCAUAUCAGUCAGAGGUGGACCCUGCCACAAGUAUUUAAAAAAGAAGUUGCUAUUGUCAUCCAAGACCUUGAAUCCCAACUAUAUUAUUUUUCUCUGUUGUUUUCCGACCUUGUUUUGCACAGCCGUAUAAUUAUCCUCCGUAAAUAUACUGUGUAUAGAAAGCAGGCAACUGCUCACUAAAUAUUCUAGAAUUAAUAUCUGUACACUUUCCGUUGUUUCACUUUGUAAAUUAAUUUGUCCCUCUGUAUCAGCGUUUGAUAAGUGAUGACAGCUUGUAGCCAGACCUCUCAUGUGAAUGGUGGAACCUCAAAUUUAAUUGCCAGGAUCACAGUGGAUCUUAUACUCAAGCUUCUAUGCUACAAUCCCGAAAAUAUCAGUGAAUAAUAUUCUGUAAUCUUCAAAUCAUAAUGAUUUCACUGAGAUCGUUACUCACACAGAACAUGAUGUGUAAAUUUUAUCCAAAAAUUCUCAACAAUUUUCCAGGAGCCAUAAAAAUGUUUGAUACAAGCACAGAACAAGUUCAUAAUUUUGCAAGGAACAAAAACCCAAACGAAAUGCAGUGCAUACCUAUUUUUAGGCACCAUACCAAGCUAGGUUUCCUUAUUUUUGUCAGCAAACCUAUUAUUUAAUGUGUUAAGUAUAGUAGACUCAACUUAGGGCCUAUAUUGAAAUCGGGGAAACUGAGAACACGAUUCCAACUGUAAAACGUUUAUACCCUAGAACAACCUAGCUGUAAUCAAUUAGUUUCCUAUCAUAGAGAGACCUCAUUCAGAUCAUUUCAUUUCUUCAUCCCUUAAAAUAAUUAAUUUUGAGCCCAAAGCAAUCCAUUGUUGAGCUAGACAAGAAUAAUUUUCGGUUGACUUAAACUUCAACUCAGAGAGAGGUAUUCCUAAUAGGUCUGGCUACCAGCAAUAAGGAAUGUAUUAAUUUUUAAAUGUGCUAAGUAUCGAAUUAGAUUAGAACAUCUUGAACUUUUUUUAAUUUUAAUUAUUUUCUUGUCGACUUGUGGGUUGUUUGUCAGCGGAAGUUCUUUCCCCAAAAUGUGAAAGUUCAUGAUACCGACCAAGGCAACGGAGCUCUAGAUGAUGAUAUAAUUGGUGGGUGUAAAAACUUCCAUUUUUCAAUCAAAUUGACUCUGAGGUAGUUGUGAGAAUUCGAUGAGAGAUCUCAAAACUGCACUCUGAUAAAGAUAAAGUUUGCUGAAAAAAUGCCAAAUCAAGAAUGCUCCUACAUUAAUUUCUUUUAAUCAUUUUUAAAAUUAGAAAAAUGAGCCCAUUUUAUAAUCAAUUCUAAUUGUGAUAUUACUUUAUUAAUUAUAUCAAAUCCAGAUCAUAAACAAGUUUUAUUUCUUGUCUAUCCGUCAUUUUGUCGAAAGAUUGUUUCUUGAAGAAAAAUUAUUCUGUCCACAAUGUAUACAUUAUCCAUUGCAGCCUCAUUUUUUUGUGCCCUUGAAAAUUCUGCAGAAGCUCACAAAUUUCAAUACGAAAA
This is a messenger RNA of Bemisia tabaci, 7935 nucleotides long. RefSeq lists its product as uncharacterized. NCBI's taxonomy places the organism in Eukaryota, Metazoa, Arthropoda, Insecta, Hemiptera, Aleyrodidae. The record is from RefSeq and is a predicted model, not a curated record.